AUGUAUGAUAUGAAGAGAGUGUUGGUAGACCAGGGCAGUGGUGUAGAGAUUAUGUACCCUGAUUUAUACAAUGGGCUGAACCUGAAGUUUGAAAAUUUGAUAGCCUAUGAUUCACCUUUGGUAAGUUUUGAUGGAAAAGUUGUCAUCCUAAAGGAUCAGAUCAGACUACCCGUGCAAGCAGGUUCAGAGGUAGUAGAAGUGGACUUCAUUAUGGUGGAUGCUUAUUCUCACUACACGGCCAUUGUGACAAUAGCUUGGCUCCAUGCCCUAGGGGCUGUUUCUUCCACCUUACAUUUAAUGGUAAAAUACUCAUCCGAGGACCAGGUUAAAGAGCUUAUUGGGAGUCAAUCCAUGGCUAAGCAAUGCCUGGUGGUAGCAAUUAUGCACCAGCCUGAAGCUAAACCCUUGGCCUAUACUGAGAGGGGCUCAUAG
Quercus lobata is the source of this 432-nucleotide messenger RNA. RefSeq lists its product as uncharacterized. Lineage: Eukaryota; Viridiplantae; Streptophyta; Magnoliopsida; Fagales; Fagaceae. The record is from RefSeq and is a predicted model, not a curated record. Bases 1 to 432 code for a protein of 143 amino acids. The transcript has a single exon.